CUGUUCCACUUAUCCUUGUGAAGUUUACUUAGCUCGCAAUAGUUUAAUAACGACAACACGUGCGACAUUUUAUUGUAAAUUUUUGUGCAUAGUUGAGUUUGAAAAAUUAAUUUAUAAUUUUUUUGUCGUAUUGGCGGUCGGUUGUUUGGUUGUUUUACUUAUUUAAAAACUCUUUCAAAAACUUCUCUUCCUUGUUUUGGGAAUUUGGGAGACCAUAAAAACUGUUAACACGUUUGGUAAUUUGAAAUCUUCUUGGGAGAGUUGGAAAAAUUUCGAAACCGGAAGGAAAAGAAACGGAGGUGGAUCUUUCGAAUUGUCUGUUUUGACUGAAUAGUGGGCGAUUACAGCAAAAACUUUAUUUACUAACAAAUAGUCUAACUUGAUUGAUCUUUGUGCUCAAAAUCUGGUUACAGAAUUUGGUUAAGGAAUUCUAAUUCAAUUAAUUUCCAAAAAAAAAUUGAAAAAAUUGAAACUUCUAAUAGCUUGAAAUUGUCUUGGGGUCAAAUUUAGAGUUCUCGACAGAAUUAGCAAAACUGUUACUUGGCCGAUCAUAAAUUACAAACAGUUAUCUGAAGCAGUGUCAAAAUUAGUAACUGCAUCUACAAACAAACCUCCCCAAAUUGGAUUAAAAGCAACAAGUUGAAUACCAGUUCUCAAACCUCUGCAAGAGAAAGCCAAACCUUUUACAAAUAACGGUUUUCGCAUUAGUGACGCAAGUUAAGAAGAAGUAAUAAAACCCUUUGAAGAUAUUUCGAUUACCUUAACAUUCAGCUGAAUCAUCAUAUCCAUUAAAAGAAAAUUUGGGAUCCAAGCUUUCAACGAUACAGGGUCUGAAAAUUUCUCGUAAACCAGACAAAGCAUUUACCAAAACCAUCAAUUUUUAAUAAUUUGGAAAAAAAACUUUUUUAAAAAUGGAAGUAGUUACGACACCGAUGAAAACAGAAGAGAUGAGUUGUCCCGGAGAGGCAUCAGGGUUCUCGGGUAGUGACGUGAGCCACACUAUAUUCCUGUGCUACCACUGUGCAACCCCUGGAUCGCCAGAGGACUGGGGAAGUGAGACGGAGGAGUUAGUGGCCAUGUCAUGGACUUGUAUUGACUCAUCCACCAAUCAGGUGGUGGGUUCGAAGCACCUGCCUGUGCGGACUAGUGUGAAUGAAUUCUGCGUGGACAACUACCUGCAGAUUGGCUUCACCCACGAGCAGGCUCUCAAUGCAAAGCCACUGCCCGACAUACUCAGAGAGUUGCACCAGUACAUGAUCACAGAACUGCUCCCGGAAUCAUCCUCCAAAUCUCUCCUUCUCGCAUGCCCAGAUGGAGACAAACAGCCCACCAUCAACAGCAGUCCCCGUGGAGGACACGUGGAAGUAGUCCCAGUCACUGUGGGUCCAGGACCCAUCAGGCAGGCACUGCACGCGGAGACCACUGGGAAGAACAUGGACGUGCCAGACUAUUUCUACAGAUAUGUGGACAUACUGCAGGAGUACAACGAACAGUUCGGAUGCAACUUGAGCAACAUCGUCGAGUUGGCUCAGAUGCUCAAUUAUAACCUGGGUGAAUUGAAUGGUAGUGGGCAAAACGAGAGUUACGUCAUAUCAAUCGCCGUCUCCAAACUCCUCAGUGAAAAAGGUUUGAAAAUGGCACCGCUCUCAAAGAAACAAGUGAUUAGCAAGCGACUGGAAACCGUACCAUGCACCAAGGAAGAGAUGGUAUGUGAAGACACUGUGAUCAAAGUGAGAGGUCUUCCCUGGCAGAGUUCGGACCAGGAUGUCGCUCAGUUCUUUCGAGGACUCGACAUUGCCAGAGGAGGCGUGGCUUUGUGUCUGAACCCACAGGGAAGAAGGAACGGGGAAGCUCUGGUGAGAUUCAACACCACCCAACACAGAGACAUGGCACUCAUGCGACACAAACGACACAUGGGCAACAGGUAUAUAGAGGUGUACAAGAGUUCACCAGAUGACUUCAUGAAGAUAGCUGCUGAUCCCAACAACGAGGCCAUCGGCUUCCUCUCCCACGGGGACAACAUCAUCAUCAAGAUGAGGGGGCUGCCCUUCACUGCCACCGCCGAGGAUGUGACAGAGUUCUUCGGAGCCGACUUGCCGAUUGUUGCGGAGAAAGAGGGCAUCCUCUUCGUCAAGUACCCAGACGGGAGGUCCACUGGAGACGCGUUUGUCCAGUUUGAAACGGAAGACAUGGCCAAGGAGGCUCUGAAACUGCACAAGACCAAUAUUAGGGACAGAUACAUUGAGUUGUUCAGAUCUACGGCUGCUGAAGUUGUUCAGGUCAUGAAAAGAUUCUCCAACCCACCUCUUCUUCCAAACGGACCCCCAGGCAUGAAUGGAUCUAUGCCCCCAAUACCCAACCUAAACGGCCCCCACCAGAUGGGACAUCUUGGCUUGAAUCCGAACCUAGCGGCACUGCACAAUCUCUUACCGUUUCUACUUCCCCCAUCCUCGAAGAGUUGCCUGCUUCUUAGGAACCUCCCCCUCUGUGUGAAGGUCGAGGAUAUCAUCACGUUCUUGGGGGAGCACGCGGAAUGGAUUAGACCGGCCGGGAUUCAUAUGGUGCUGAACCAGCAAGGACGACCGAGUGGUGACUGUUUCAUCCAGAUGCAUUCUGACGUCAAGGCGGCCGCAGCUGCUCUGUUCUCUAACGCCAAGUUCAUGAGCGACCACAAAGUGCACGUGACCCAAUGCUCACCCGAAGAGAUGAACACUUUCUUCGUUGAAGGUGCGUCCUUGACCUCUUCUUCUGACCUCUCUUUGACCUCCUCUAACUCCCUUCAGAUGAUGAACCCUGUCACCACUAUGAGUCAUCAUCUGCCAAACCAAUCUUCUAUAUAUCCCGCUUCGCUUCUAACUAACCCAUUACUAACCGGUAGUAAUAACUUGGCCCCAAAUUUCGCAGCUCACUUUGGGUCUAACUUGGGUGGUGGUGGGAAUUUCUUGACUUCGUCAGUAAUGGCUCCUUCGGAUGCGUUUUCGACCGGAGCGUUCGUCGCGACGUCAACGCCGCCUUCCUCUCCCCCGGAGCAGAACUGCAAUUUCACAACAAUCUCUCCCUUUUCCUUUGGUACCAUCUCUCCGCCUACAGCCGUCACAUCCCCGCAAGUUCUCCCCUUCCCCAACCUCUUUCCAAAUGUGUUCAACCCUGCGACCACGUCCCAUCUAGCGGCCGCCAACGCCCUCCUCGCACCUGCACUGAAGGCGGCCGCAGCUGCACAACAGCAAGUCGCAAACGCACACCUCGCCCCUCCUCAUCAUCACCCGAUUAUUCCGACGAGUGCCGCGGCCGCAGCGAUGUUCAUGCAACAACAUAACCCCACAUAUCAGCAACUAACUCCGCCUGUGUCUCCACAUAAUUCCAUAUAUGGUCAGCCAAACUUCACAGCUGUGAAGAUGAAGGGACUUCCUGUAGAUGCGACCGUGCAAGAUGUGAUGACAUUUUUCAGCGACUACAUCAUUCCGGAGCACGCUAUUCAGCCGGUGAUAAAUCAGCACGGGAAAGCGACGGGAGAAUGCUCUGUCAUGUUCUGGUCUCCCGAGAUUGCGAAACAAGUCGUGGCCGAGAAAAACAACUCGCAGAUCCGGAGCAACGUCAUCGAACUCGUGAUUCUCUGAACUUCUCGAAAACUCUGACUUUUCAUGUUCAAAAUUCUGCAAAAUCUCGUAACCAAAUAAUUUUUGUGCUUCCUAAUCAUUCCAAACACUUUUAUGGAGCGCGAAACUGUUUGUUGUUGUUGCCUAAGACUUUUUGAAGUUGUGAACAACCAUUGAAUGAUCAUGCAAAGCUCGCAAUAUUAUAUAAUUUCGAGUGGUAAGAAAAACGCUUUAGCAAGAUUAAUGAAAACCUUCAAAUCGAAAUGUUUGGAAUUCUAGAUUUUUGUUAAAGUUCAUCAAGUAUUGUGAGGCUUGCAAACUUCUAUGUUUUCUUCUUAAAACCAUGUAUCAUUUAUUUGUUUGUGGUAGCUCUAACCAUUUUUCUGUCUUUGCCUGGCUUCAAAUCUGUAACUAACCUACAUUUCAACCUUUUUGCUCAAAUCUUCCCAAGUUUGUGGAACACUAACCUAUUUUUCGUCCACAAUCAUCAUCGUAUGACCUUGGUUUAACUGUCCGCCCAUGCAUAACUGUCAAUCAUGUAUCUCUGUGCGAGAAAUUGUUGGUUUCAAAGGCGCUUUUAAAACUUCAGACAAAAGUGUAAACUGGCAAUUUCAUUUCUUGAAUGUCUCUUACGAACUUCUGUGAACUUUAACCCUGCUCUAUCGCAUCUCCUUGUUUCGGUAAAGCUGUUUAUUACGUAACAACCUCUGUCGCCACUCACUGCAUAUCCAUCGCAUGUUAUGUAACAGUUAUGUAACAUUAUUCUACCUUCUCUGACUAAUAUUGCGUCACACUCGAAAUAUUGGGUGGUAAACAUACCCAAGUUAUAGUGAAAAAAAAAUCAUAAAAAGCAGCAUUUGUAGUCUAAUUUCUCUGUACUCAUGUAUACCUGUCUAUAUUUGUUCAAUAUUCUAAUCAAAAAUCUGUAAAAUUUUUUGCCUUAAUACAUGAAAAAAUUUUCUGCUUUCUCCGAAAAUUUAGUGUUUCUAUCCAAUUUUCAAUCUUUUGCUCAAAUUCUUAUUUAGAAUUCCUCAACAUGUGCAUAAAAUAUAGGGCAGUAAAAUUUUCGAAAAAGUGCAAAAUAUAUAUUUCUGUUUUACUUUCUUUGCUUUUUGUGCUUCAAAAUGCAUGCAAAUUGUCAUCACUUUGUGUAUCAAUGUCUAGAUCGCACUUUUUGUCAUUGCAUUGCAAACAGCAUCUUGUUUUAACAUUAUAGCCGCCAGUGCCUUAAUGCUUAAUUGAGCUUAGAGGCACAUCUAUGUAGCAAACUCUCUGUGCAAUAAAUAUUUGUUUAAUUAAAUAUUUUAAUCAAAAUUAAUUUUACCUGUCGCCUGUGCUAUCUAGCAUUUAGUUACCCAGCUUUGUUUUUAGUAUUCUUUAAUUUGUCGAUGUGUAACCAAAGCAAUCGCCCGCAGUGGCUUCUAUUGAAAUAUUAAUCUUUUCUGAAAAAUAAUCAUUCAAGUCAUUUACGAUCGUGAAAUGUAAUUUAUUGUAAGUAAUUAUCAUUCAAAAUGUACUAAAGUUUUGAAUUCAGUAUUUUUCUAGUA
Molecule: messenger RNA, 5143 nt
Organism: Symsagittifera roscoffensis
Lineage: Eukaryota; Metazoa; Xenacoelomorpha; Acoela; Convolutidae
Product: epithelial splicing regulatory protein 2-like
Exons: 14
Coding region: 912-3617 (901 amino acids)
Molecular function (GO): RNA binding
Source: RefSeq, a predicted model, not a curated record